CCCCAAAACUGGAUCAAAAUCAAUUCAAAAGGUGAUAUUCGUAAUCACCGUGAAAUUUUGCAUCGAAUGAUAUAGUUUUAAGUGAAAAAUAAGAACUUGCAAUUCUUUUGAAUUAGCGGCGCCUUAUCAUUUUUACGCUCAAAUAUUGCGAUUCGUCAAUUCGUCUUUAGACACUUAGUUCACACUAAUGACUCGGACGAGGCAAACAAAUAAAGAAAAGCUAUGAACCGCUAUCGUCCGAUAAAUUAAACAGCUAUUGAGCAAAAUUAGGUAGUAUUAAAUUAAAAUUUGAUGAUGAAAUCUCACUUAUGAAUUAUAGUACGUAGCCAACGGUUUCUCAUCGACAGCAAAAUAUUAAGGUUAUUACUUCAUAUUCGUCUUUUUUUGGAGAUACAGGAGUUAGUGCUGUCGGUGAUUUUGAUCAGUGCCCAGUUAUAGGUCAACGAUUGUAUGACAGCAAUAUCGAUCUGUUUCUAGAUCAUUUUGAUUUUUGUUGAAUUGAAAACAAACAUGCGUCGCAGUAAAGCUCCGAAAUUUCUUGGAUUUUUAAAUCGUCUUCGUGUAAAAAGUCAUUAUGAUAGUCGGACAUUACAUAUUUUUGCACGAAAUGAUCAAAUGAAUGAGCAUAACCAGAAAAUGUUAAAAGACCAUUGUAAAGAUAUAGUUGCGAUAUCACCAAUUAAGAAAACAAGCACAAAAUCAGAUCGUAUUACAUUAGACAUUCUUGAACUUGGUAUUGGUGCCGAAGUAAUGAUUACAAAAAAUAGUAAUAUACCUGAUGGUUUUGCAAACGGUAGUUUUUGUACAAUUAUUGCUUUCGUAUACAAUGACGAUGGAACAACAGUAGAAAAAAUUGUGUUGAAAUCACACGAGGCUCGAGUAGGUAUUGAACAUAGACAGGAAUGUGUUCAUUGUAGAGAAUUGAACAGUAUAUGUAUAGGAAGAACAAAUGUUGAAUCGGAUGAAAAUAACCCUAUGACUGGUCGAAGUCGAUUUUUUGGACAGCAGUUUCCGGUUAAACUAGCUUGGGCAGCAACUGUUGAUAAAAUACAAGGUUCUUCCACGAUCUUAAGACCUUGCGAGAUUAUACAGUAA
Messenger RNA from Didymodactylos carnosus, 1095 nucleotides. NCBI's taxonomy places the organism in Eukaryota, Metazoa, Rotifera, Eurotatoria, Philodinida, Philodinidae. The record is from the annotation of a GenBank genome assembly.